AUUAGAGAAGCGAUAAAGUGUUUGCUUUUCAUUACACGUCUAUUAAGCGGUGUUUUUGUUCACUAAUUCACACCUCAAUUAACAGUGCCUUUCAUUGAGAGCUAUGAAUGUUAUGAUAGCCGUCGUUGUGGUCGUCGGCCUCUGUCUGUGUGGGACCAGUAGUGGUCAACAACAGGACCUCUCCUCCCAAUGCCAUUCGUUCGCCGGCGGACACGUCUACCCACAGGAGACCAGAACCACAUCCAGUGGACACCGAUUGCAUUGGAGUAAAACACAGAUAUCAAAGUUGGCGCCCGACUGGGAGGGCACGGCUGUCGUGAACGGAGAGUUCAAGGAAAUGAAAUUAUCGCAGUUUAGGGGCAAAUAUCUGGUCUUCUUCUUCUAUCCGUUAGAUUUCACUUUCGUCUGUCCGACAGAAAUCAUGGCAUUUAGCGAUAGAGUCCACGAAUUCAGAGCCAUUAAUACGGAAGUGGUCGGAGUGUCGGUGGACUCACCCUUCACACACUUAGCCUGGCUUAAAACGCCCCGAAAACAGGGAGGUUUGGGCGCAUUAAACAUUCCUCUCCUUUCAGACCAAACCCAUCAGAUCUCAAAAGACUAUGGCGUCUAUUUAGAAGACUUGGGACACACUCUGAGAGGACUCUUUAUAAUUGACACCAAAGGAGUAUUACGACAGAUAACGAUGAAUGAUCUGCCGGUCGGCCGAUCGGUGGACGAAACGCUGCGAUUGGUUCAGGCGUUCCAAUACACUGACCAACACGGAGAGGUGUGUCCGGCCGGUUGGAAACCCGGCGGCGCCACCAUUAUCCCCGAUCCCGAUGAAAAGCUCAAAUACUUCAGCAAAUUAAACGAUCCAAUUGUUCCUAAAAGUGAUCUCUAAUCUUAAAUUGAGCUAAAAAUACCCCUCAAAUGAGUUUUGCUUUGCUUUCCAACGAAUUUAUUGAAAAAAAUAUUUUUAUGUUAUUUUUCAGGUAUUUUUUAAUAAAAAAUUUAUUGUCUUUUAAUUGAAAUAAAACUAAUUUAAAACAUUACAAAAA
Medioppia subpectinata is the source of this 1037-nucleotide messenger RNA. The record is from the annotation of a GenBank genome assembly. NCBI's taxonomy places the organism in Eukaryota, Metazoa, Arthropoda, Arachnida, Sarcoptiformes, Oppiidae.